This is a messenger RNA of Meleagris gallopavo (turkey), 2445 nucleotides long. Its product is annotated as tumor necrosis factor ligand superfamily member 10-like. Gene Ontology annotation, molecular function: tumor necrosis factor receptor binding. Gene Ontology annotation, biological process: immune response. Lineage: Eukaryota; Metazoa; Chordata; Aves; Galliformes; Phasianidae. Gene Ontology annotation, cellular component: membrane. The record is from RefSeq and is a predicted model, not a curated record.
CGGCGGCGGUGCGGGCCGCUGUGGGGCAGCGUGGCCGUCAUGGCCAUCCUCGCCCUGCAGAUCGCCUCCACCACCGGGCUCUUUGUCUACUUCACCAUGGCCAUCUCCAAGCUCAAAGCUCAGUCACAGGGCAGCUCGGAGGAACUGAGGUGUCUGCAGCUUAUCAAUCAGCAGCAGGAAGGCUCCAACUUGGAAGAGCUGAUCAGCAACCAGUCUUGCCUCAAGCUGGCCAACACCAUCAAAGCCUAUGUGGCCACGGUGACAGAGAACGUUAUCAGCAGAAGCGUGGUGAAUGAGGCCCAGAGGAGCUACUUCAACAGCUCAGAGGGGCAGGUUGCUACCAAAACACUCGGCAAACCCUCAGCACAUCUCACCCUACGCCCACAGAGUCCAGCCCAGGACGGAAGCUCCAGACGCUUUGGGAACCUCUCACAGUCCUGCCGCCACGCCAUCACUCGCUGGGAGGACAGCACCAUCCACUCACACCUGCAGAACAUCACGUACCGGGACGGCCGGCUGCGGGUCAACCAGGCAGGCAAGUACUACGUCUACUCCCAGAUCUACUUCCGCUACUCCCGCGAUGGGGCCGGCGCCCGUGUCUCAGUGCCUCAGGUUGUGCAGUGCAUCAACUGGAAGACCUCCUACAGCCAGCCCAUCCUUCUGCUCAAAGGAGUGGGCACCAAAUGCUGGGCACCCGAGGCAGAAUAUGGCCUCCACGCUCUCUACCAGGGGGGACUGUUCGAGCUCAAGGCCGGUGAUGAGCUCUUCGUCUCUGUCUCCUCACUGGCCAUUGACUACAACGAUGAAGCAGCCAGCUAUUUUGGGGCCUUCCGGCUCGACCUGUGACAGCCUCCUCAUCCUCACACCUUCCCUCUGCUCUUGCUGGAUUGACUCUUCUGCAUGGCCUAGGGCAGAAGCAAUUUGAGCUGCCACUGUGUGCAGCUCCCCUCAUGCUGUUGCCUUCCUCUGUGUGAGACAGCAGCUGAAUGGCCAGUGGUUCAGCUGGGCCUGGCAUAGUGUAAUUCCCUGCAUCUGCUGUGCCUGGUGGGAGUCAGCUGAAGCUGGGCAAGUUGGCACAGGGAACACAGAGCAGAACACACUUCUACCAAGAGCCACACCACCAGGGUGCCUUGUAACCACUUGCUGUGCAACCGUGUGCCCCCACGCCAGCAAGGCAGAAGCACAGAGGCCACAAUUUCAGACUAAUCCUUCUCAUGGCAGGACCACCUCCCUGCAAGUCUGAAUCCAGAUUUGGCACAUGCAGGCAGCAAAUCAUAGCCAGCCACGCUGCCAAGCUCCUGGAUCUUGAGCUGGAAGUGCUGGCGCAGAACUCAAGGUUAGCAAAGAGCAGUGGUAUGAGGAGCAUGGCUGCAGGGCUGCCCACCACCCCACAGACAAGUAGCCUGCAGGCACAGACAGAUCCAACACCAGCUUCCAGGAGUAAUCAAGGAGUUUUCAGUUCAGAUCAGUUAGAAACCUGGGUCUGUGCCAGCAGUCAGCUUCUCAAGAGGCAAAGAGCAGGGCCAUAAUGCUACAAUAAUUACCAGCACAAGCAGCUGCACUCAGGCACGUGGCAGAGAUGCACUCCUCGCCCAGGUUAGAUGCAGCAUCAACAGAGCCCAGCAUGUGGCACAUCCACAGCAGCAUCUUCUCCCUGGAGCAAGCUGGGGAGCUGCAGACCUGCAAGACUGGCACCUUGGUCUGGUUCUUAGCAGGCUGGAACAAACAGCAGCACAUACAGCACUCCAGGUGCUUCUCUGUGGCUCACACAAACCCCUGACGGCGAAGAAAGGACACUGAACUACGGCACCAGCUGUGCCCAGGGUGCAGUGUGGUCCUCAGCAACUUUUCAUGAGUCUCAUGUGACAGCAAUGACAAUGCAGAAAAGGGGUGCCCCAGUCCCUUGGUGCUGAGCAGGGCCAGCAUCCGCAUGCUGGGGAUGAGCUGGGCCAUCUUGUGGGGCAGCUCAUGUGCACAGGAGGACCACCAAGAUGAGGAGCUUGACAUCUCGCCUCCCUUUGCUUCUGACCUAGCAUCCCUUAUAUUUGGGGUUUUGUUUCUCCCAGCACUGUUGGGCAUCAGAGCCGCUCUUUGCUCACGGUGGUUGUCACCCUCCAAGAUUGCUGCUGAGGCCACGCUUCAGCUCAGGCAGUAGUGGCAGAGGACCCAGGACGAAACCAAAUCCCUGUUGCUAAACCUCCAGGACACAUCAGACACAAAAGACAGGUUCAAGCAGAGCAGAGCAUGAUAAAGCUGGCUGGGCCCAUGGACACUGUGUGGACAUAGACCAUUUUUGUAAUUACUUGUAUACUCUGUAUCAUAUUAUGAAUGUUGACCUACAGGGACAGGCCAGCAGCACAAGCUGCCACGAAGGACACAAACACCCCUCCUGCCAGCACAGUUCUGGGGUGUCUCAGUGCUGCUUUCAAUAAAUCCUGUACUCCA